CGCGCGGGCGAUGAGGCUCUUUGUCGGCCUCCCCGCGGACGUGGUCUCCUGCGACGGGGCCGCGGUGAGCCGGCCCCGGGCCAUCAAGGCGGGGCUGCGCGCGCUCAAGCUGCUCGGCGUCGACGGCGUCGAGCUGCCCGUGUCUUGGGCCGUCGUGCAGCCCGGAUCGGAGGAGCGGUUCGAGUGGACUGGGUACCUCGCCGUCGCCGGCUUGGUCCGCGACGCCGGGCUCAGCCUCCGGGUCUCGCUCCUCACACACGGUCGCGGCGCCACGCUCCCCGAUGAAGUCGUUGACGCUAGCGCCGAACCGGUACCUGACCCAGUUACGACUGCCUCCGACACGGUGGCUGGCGCUCACACCACCAAUACAGAGUCGAUCGCUGACUCCGGCACCACGCUCCGCGACACUGCUCUCCCCGGCUGGGUCGCUGACGCGCUCGCCGCCGACCCGGACAUCCUCUUUACCGACCGCUCUGGCAAUCGCCGCAAGGAAUGUCUCUCUUUCGCCGUCGACGACCUACCGGUGCUCGCCGGGAAGUCGCCGCUGCAGGCAUACGAGGCCUUCUUCCGCAGCUUCGCCGACGCCUUCCUGGACUUCUUGGGCUCUACCGUUACCGACGUGACGGUCAGCCUGGGUCCCGAUGGCGAGCUCCGGUACCCGUCGUACCCGCCGGGAUGCGAUCGCGCGGACGGCUACGCGGGCGACGGCGAGUUCCAGUGCUACGACAAGCACAUGCUAGCGCGGCUGAAACAGCACGCCGACUCGUCGGGCCGGCCGCUGUGGGGCCUGGCGGGCCCACACGACGCGCCGCGGUACGACGACCCGCCGGAGUCCUCGGGCUUCUUCAGGGGCUCGUGGCAGACCGAGUACGGCAGCUUCUUCCUCUCGUGGUACGCCGGGGAGCUCCUGGCGCACGGUGACCGCGUCCUGGCCGCGGCCACCAGGGUGUUCUUCGGCAAGCAGAUCGAGCUGUCCGCCAAGGUGCCAUUCCUGCGUCGCCGGUCGCGCCCCGCGGAGGCCACCGCCGGCCUGCACGGAGGGUACGGCCAGGUGGCCGAGAUGUUCGCGCGGCACGAUUGCACGGUGCUCGUGUCCGGUACGAUGGACGCCGUCGCCGGGUCAGAGGCAGAGGAGGUCCUGGCCCAGAUCAAGGACGCCUGCACGGAGCACGGCGCUCGGCUCGCGUACGAGAACGCGUCGCUCGUCGUAGCCACCGAUGGCGCCGGCCCCGCCGGUGUCUGGGGCGGCCUGCUGACCGCCGACCGCACCCGGCCGUGCCACUUGACGUACCAGCGGAUGGGCGCGGAGUUCUUCUCGCCGGACCACUGGCCCCUGUUCGUGCAGUUCGCGCGAGACCUGGAGUUCCCCGAGGAGGCGCACGAGGACGAUCUGCCGGCCGACGGCGGCCAGUUGGCACCUCUCUCCGGCCGCGUGGAACAGGGCGCCGAGAAAGAGGCGCAACUAGCUUGACAAGCUUGCUGUUGCGUCGGUCUCCUUGAUGUACAUAGUCCAUUCAGUAGGGUUCAGCUGUAAAUUCCAGCUGAGAACGACGGUCCCUAUAUUAGUGGGGUCAGUAGUUGAUCGAAUUAUAUUCCGAAGUGUAUUUCAUCAUUGUGAUGAUUAUUUGUUGGCGUUGCGUCGGGAAGUAUGUACUAUGUGAUGGAAACCUCAAGAAUUAAUGUGAAAUAUUUCACCUAA
Molecule: messenger RNA, 1699 nt
Organism: Lolium rigidum
Lineage: Eukaryota; Viridiplantae; Streptophyta; Magnoliopsida; Poales; Poaceae
Product: inactive beta-amylase 9-like
Exons: 2
Coding region: 11-1471 (486 amino acids)
Biological process (GO): polysaccharide catabolic process
Molecular function (GO): beta-amylase activity
Source: RefSeq, a predicted model, not a curated record